Dermochelys coriacea (leatherback sea turtle) is the source of this 6384-nucleotide messenger RNA. It is a transcript of the gene LRRTM4, whose product is annotated as leucine rich repeat transmembrane neuronal 4. Gene Ontology annotation, molecular function: protein binding. The record is from RefSeq and is a predicted model, not a curated record. The transcript has 4 exons. NCBI's taxonomy places the organism in Eukaryota, Metazoa, Chordata, Testudines, Dermochelyidae. Bases 1295 to 3070 code for a protein of 591 amino acids.
AACUGUGAAAACACUUAAUUUUGACUUUUUAAAAUGAAAAAUGCAUUUUUUUCUGAUUUGGACCAACUUUUUGAUUAAAAAAUUUAAGCUAGUUAGAUUGGGAGUGCGGGUGUUGACAUCAAAAGAAUUUGACCCAAACUGAAAAAAUCUUUUUUUUGGUUUGUGGAUAUUUUUGAGAUUUCUACUUUUCUUCCUAAUGGGGGAUGGGCGGAAAAUGGACUUUUGAAAAUAUUCCAGGGUUGUGAAAACCCAUUUCCCACCCAACUCUUCCCAGCAGUGUCCACAAUAAGGACUGGAAUUUCGGAAGAGUUCAGUUCCCAUUGAGGCAUCUAAGUAACAGCCAGAUUUUGAAAGAUGCUCAGAACCCAGAUCAUCGGAAAAUGUUGCCACUCACUUUGACGUCUAAAUGGUUGAUUAGCCCUUUUGAAAAUACAGCCCCAAAUAAGGGGCAUCUGAAUGUUUGAAAACAUGACUCUGAGCACUUUUGAAAAUCCGGUUACAAGGGUUCAGUUAGGCUCCCUCACACGUGCUCUCUCUCACUUUCAUACUGCCCCAGCCCAUACUAUCCUGUUGCAUUUUGUGUACAGUAAGGCCUUCAGAAGCUUGACCAUAUAUUUUUGUUUGUACCUAGGCAAUAUUUUUACUGCCCUUGAGGUGGAGAGGAAUAUACAGAAAUAUUAAUAAAAGAAAAAGACCUUGUCUAGCUUCUGGGGCACAGAUGCCAUCAAACAAACUCAUACCGCUAUCCAGAGGAGGAGGGAGAGGAGGUCUGAAAACCCUUUUUAUAAAAGAUUAAAUCAUCAUUCCAAAAUGAGUCUCUAGUUUGGUGUUCACAGACAGUAGAUCCUAAACUACAAAGCAAUGCAAGAACUGACCAGAGUAGCUUUUUUUUUUUUUUUACACCGGAAAAAUGUGACAGACUAGACAAUGUGCCAGCUCAAAUGUUUUAACUGACAUGAUUUUUAAAUACAAAUAUGCCCUUAGUGUGGACAAGCAGAGUAAUGCUCGCUGGUCUUGGUUAACCCAAGGAAGAGCAUGGGCUUAUCAUGACCAGCCAAUAUGUUUUCAGCAUGAAUACCUGUUGCUGUCUACACUAGGGAACUUUGUGUGGGUUACUGGCAUGCACGCCGGAUGGUGGUGAAGUGACUGGCAGCUGUGCUGUGACAUGAAGGUUGCAAUGGUUUAAAGAAAGGAGACCAAUUUAAAAAAAAAAAAACACAAAAGCCAGAGUGAGACAGAGAGGAGAAAACAGCUGGAGGAAGAAAAAGGGGAAACAGUUGUGGAUGACAAAAGGAUGGGUUUCCAUUUAAUUAAGCAGCUGAGAGACAUGAGUGUGGUGUUAGUGCUACUGCCUACGGUGCUGUUUCUUACGCUCGCAGGGGCUCAGCGAGCUUGCCCCAAGAACUGCAGAUGUGAUGGCAAAAUUGUGUACUGUGAAUCGCAUGCGUUCAGAGAUAUCCCUCAGAAUAUUUCUGGAGGGUCUCAAGGCUUAUCGCUACGGUACAACAGCAUCCAGAAGCUUAAAUCAAAUCAGUUUGCAGGCCUGAAUCAGCUCAUAUGGCUUUAUCUUGAUCAUAAUUACAUCAGCUCCGUGGAUGAGGAUGCGUUUCAGGGGAUCCGUCGGCUGAAGGAAUUAAUUCUGAGCUCCAACAAAAUUACCCAUCUGCACAACAAAACAUUUCACCCAGUCCCCAAUCUCCGCAAUCUGGACCUUUCUUACAACAAGUUACAGGUGUUGCAAUCUGAGCAAUUUAAGGGCCUUCGCAAACUCUUGAUCUUGCACUUGCGGUCGAACUCGUUGAAAACUGUGCCAAUCAGAGUUUUUCAAGACUGCCGAAAUCUCGAUUUUCUGGAUUUGGGCUACAACCGUCUGCGGAGUUUAUCCCGUAAUGCUUUCGCUGGCCUCUUGAAGCUCACAGAGCUCCACUUGGAGCACAAUCAGUUUUCGAAGAUCAACUUUGCCCACUUUCCACGUCUUUUCAACCUCCGCUCCAUUUAUUUGCAAUGGAAUAGGAUCCGGUCUCUUAACCAAGGGCUAACAUGGACUUGGAGUUCCUUGCACAACUUGGAUUUAUCGGGGAAUGACAUCACUGGGAUAGAACCUGGGACCUUCAAAUGCCUGCCCAACUUGCAAAAGCUGAACUUGGAUUCCAACAAACUCACCAACAUCUCUCAGGAGACUGUCAAUGCGUGGAUCUCGCUAAUAUCCAUCACUCUGUCCGGAAAUAUGUGGGAAUGUACUCGAAGCAUUUGCCCUCUUGUUACUUGGCUUAAGAAUUUCAAGGGAAAUAAAGAAAGCACUAUGAUAUGCGCGGGCCCUAAGCAAAUCCAGGGUGAAAAGGUGGGCGAUGCUGUGGAAACAUAUAAUAUCUGUGCCGAAAUCCAGGUUGUGGUCACUGAAAGAUCAUACCAGCCACCUAAAACUCCCCAGAGACCUCUCUUUAUCCCCAAACCUACCAUUUCCAAACUGGAAAAUAAUCAAAUGACCUCUGUGAUACCCACUCCUUCUCCAGACUUACCUACACCUGGAGCAGAACCAGAAUACGAGCAUGUUUCCUUUCAUAAAAUCAUUGCUGGGAGUGUCGCCCUCUUUCUUUCAGUGGCUAUGAUUUUGUUGGUUAUCUACGUGUCUUGGAAGCGGUACCCAGCCAGCAUGAAACAACUGCAGCAACACUCUCUCAUAAAGAAGCGCAGGAAAAAGGCCAGAGAGUCCGAAAGGCAAAUGAACUCCCCUUUACAGGAGUAUUACGUGGACUACAAGCCGACAAACUCUGAAACCAUGGAUGUAUCUGUUAAUGGAUCUGGGCCCUGCACAUAUACCAUCUCUGGCUCCAGGGAAUGUGAGGUGCCUCACCCCAUGAAGACCUUGCCCUAUUACAGCUAUGACCAACCAGUGAUCGGAUACUGCCAGGCCCACAAGCCUCUCCAUGUAAAUAAGGCGUACGACAGCAUCUCCCGGGUGGAGCAGGUUGAGACCACCAACCUGGACCUCAGUCGAGACCACAGCUUCAUAGCUACGAUUGCGCGCUCAGCCGCUCCAGCCAUUUACAUUGAGAGAAUACCAAACUAAUCAUGGAGACUGCUCCUUUGGGAAUGGGUGGGAGUAGGGAAUUCUUUUGAGGGACUUAAAUCUCAGAAGAGAACAGGACAAGAAAAAAAACAAAUAAAAUCUACCAUUCCAGUUGCAAAUGUUCCACCACAAACAAAAGGAAAAGGGAUAAAGAAAAGUAUGGAAAUUCUGUCUUACAAUUCAGUGCUGAGAACUUGAAGAUUUUCUUUGCUUUAAAACUUUCAAACAGACUCCCUAUUGUAAAUAUUAAAGAGAGAUUGUCAAGUUCUUAUUAAAAAUAGAUUCACUCUAGCUACAUAAAGGGAUGGAUUAAGAGUUCUGUUUGUAUAUUUGAUUUUUCUACGUUGCACGGUUCUUGAGAAGGAGAACCACAGGUAAAAACGAGGUGGGAGGUUGCAAGGUGGGUCAGUCAUAGCUUCUUUAUUAAGUGUUUGUUACUCUUAAAAGCUUUGUUUAAAUUGAUUUUUCUUUUCUUUUUUAAAUCAAACAACAAAACGAUGGCUAUUUUAUUUUACUUUUCAGGGGGAGGGGUCAAGUGCUAAUAUUUUGAACUCCAAACAUGGGCAUGUCAGAUUGUGUUGAACCAAAAGGACGUUGGCAAUUGAUGCAGCAGAACAAAGGAAGAAAGAAAAACAAACAAAAACCUUGGGUGCAUGUACAUUUUAAGACCCAUGCUAUGCACUAUGGAGGGUGCUUUGAAUUUUUUACUAUCUUCAUCGUGCUUCAUUGUCGACACUAUAAUUACCAUUUGGGCUCUAAAAAUGGGGAAACCUGAUGGAAUAUCAGUUCACACAUUUACAAUCCAGAGAUGUCAUAGGCAAAAAAUAAUGGAUUUUUGGGUACCCAAAUGGAUACAAUGUGCCCAAAAUGGAUUGGAAGGAAAUGCAUAAAGCAGGAGCAUUUCAAUGAAACUCAAUAGCUGACACAAUUUCUGAAACACAGGAGAAUGUGUAGCAUUCGUUUUGUUUUGUUUUUUAAUUAAUUAUUAUGAUGAGUUAGCUUUUGUGUAGAUUUUAUCAAUAAAAGGACAAAAAAAGUGGUGGAAAAAAUAAACAUAAUAUUUUGUGGUUGGGACACCACAGCCAAGCUAAUGUUUGAAUGGUUUCUCUAGAUGUGUUGCAUGGUAACUCAGCUGAUUUUAAGGGAAGAAUCACCAAAGCCUCCUAUCACCUUUUGGAAAAGAGCUACAAGAAUGAUUUGAAGUCUGGAAAACCUGAGGCUAAAGAAGCUCAGUCUAUUUAGUUUAUCUAAGACAAAGUUAAAAGGUGAUUUUUAUCAGAGUCUAGAAGCAUGUACAUGGAGAGAAGGUUUCUUUAAUCUAUUAGGCAAGAUCCAAUAUCCGCAAGGAGAAGCUAAACAAAUUCAAACUAGAAAUAAGAUGCACAUUUUUAACAGUGAGGGUGAUUAAUCCUGGGAACGACUUAGAUUGGGGUGGAUUCUCCAUCACUAGAAGUCUUGAGAUUGAGAUUUGGCAUCUUUGUAAUAGGACAUGUAUUGUCCAGCCUUAAAUUAUGGGAUUAAUCCAGGAGGCACUUGGUGAAAUGCCAUGGCCCACGUCAAGCCAGACUAGAGGACCCUAAUGGUCCCUUCUGACCUUAUAGCCAACUCAUUGUUCUGGAACGGAAUGAGGAGUCUGUGCUAUCAUUAUUAAUUAUUGUUUAUGCUUUCAAUGUGUUAGGCGGCUUCCAGACAUUCAAGAAAGGAUGACUCCCUGCUCUGAAGAGCUUUCAAUCUUGGGACAGACAGACAGACAGAGGUUAGUGGAAAGUGAACAGUGAAUAGGGAAAUGUACAAGUCAGCUCAUUUCACUGUAAACAGCAUGCCAGAAGUGGAUGUCUGAGAAGGAUGUAAAGGAGGACAGAAUAAGAGGCUUGAAGAGGUUGCAGCAUGCAUAGGGGACAGCAUGGUAAAAGGUAUAUUGUUCAUGCUGAUAAUCCACACGCUACAAUAAUCAGAGUGAAAUUCAGUCCCAUGUAGAGGGAUGGCACUAGGGUAGUGCACCAUUUAAGCCUUCAAAAUCAGGUUUAAAGCUCUGGUCCAAAGCCCACGGAAGUCAUCGGAAAGACUGGGAAUGAACAACAGGGGAUGGAUCACUUGAUGGUUACCUGUUCUGUUCAUUCCCUCUGGGACACCUGGCAUCGGCCACUGUCGGAAGACACAAUAAUAGGCAAGAUGGACCUGUGGUCUGACCCAGUAUGGCCAUGCUUAUGUUCUUGUGGACUCCCAUUGACUUCAGUGGACUUUGGAUCUGGCCCUAAGAGGGAUUCAAGUAGCAAACUGGCUGCAUAUUGGCUUUUUUGCACAGGAGUAAAUUUCAGUAAGCUGCAAAACAGAACUCCCAUAGACUUCAGUGGGAAUAAAAUCAAACCCAUUACUGACAAAUGGAUCGUAAGAAAUCCAUGGCUGCUAACUAUGACUUUAUGGUUGUCAUUGUUCUUAUUACUAUGGUACUUGGAACUUUGUGGCAAUAGUUGAAAUAGAGCUCUCUUCCCACUACUCCUAAAACUAAAGGAAAAUCUCUCAGGGCCUAUGCCACACAGUUGUGUAAUUCUGCUUCAUUCCAGUACACAGCAGUGGUAUAUCUGCCAACCUGCUCCUAGCAAUAUCAGAGACAGAAUAAGGUGUGUUUUUCUUUAUUCAAUAAGUAAUGAAUCCAGUAUUGCCAACUCCUAGCAUAUGUUACGUUUUCUUCAAGCUCCAGCUCCAGGAGUCAUAUGUAUACCAGAGAAUCUCUGCUUAAUUUUUUCUUUUUUUUUAAUUAAAGUUUCUACCCUUCAUGGUUGCAAAGAAAAGCUUGAACAUGUGACUCAGGUGAACACUACAAGUUCAAAGAAGAGAAAGUAAAUAAAAAUAACCCCAAAGGACGAUGAGCAUGAUUUUGUUUGUUUGUUUGUUAAAUCUUUUAAUUUUAAACCAAUCAAAUAAUUUGGAGGUGGGGGCUCAUAAUCUUUUAAUGCAAUUUUGGCGGUACUUCAACAUCUUGUGAAUUUUGCCAUAUUUCAUACUCUAGCCACAUGGAAAACUGCUCACAACUGAUGUGAAUUUCUGCUGACACUAAUGAUUCUGCUGCUCCAGGACGAGUAGCUAACAUCUGCCUAUGCAGCUUGCAGUCACCACGCAAGCAGAUACUGACUAAACAUUUUGUUGCCUAUAAUGUUUUACUUUUGCCUCUUCUACAUGUGUGCUGGAGUCCUGCUGACUUGCUUUGUACUUUCUUUCUUCCUGGGCAUAUCCUGAAGAUUAAUCGGUUAAUAUUUGUAGAAAAUGUUGUGGACACAGAGUUCUAUUAAAUUUUAAAUGCUGAGUGUAACAGA